This is a messenger RNA of Zalophus californianus (California sea lion), 6343 nucleotides long. It is a transcript of the gene PIGT, whose product is annotated as phosphatidylinositol glycan anchor biosynthesis class T. The transcript is spliced from 12 exons. The record is from RefSeq and is a predicted model, not a curated record. The coding region runs from base 59 to 1795 and encodes 578 amino acids. Gene Ontology annotation, cellular component: GPI-anchor transamidase complex. Gene Ontology annotation, biological process: attachment of GPI anchor to protein. NCBI's taxonomy places the organism in Eukaryota, Metazoa, Chordata, Mammalia, Carnivora, Otariidae.
AUUGGAGGCCAGCUUUCGUGGGGGCGGGCACAGCUGGGAGGCGGAAGCAGCCGCUGGCAUGGCGGCGGCCUUGCCGCUUGCUGUGCUCGUGCUGCUUCUCCUGGGGCCGGUGGGCAGGGGCCAUGCAGAGCCCCCACGCGACACUCUGCGGGAGGAGCUCGUUAUCACCCCGCUGCCUUCUGGGGACGUAGCCGCCACAUUCCAGUUCCGCACGCGCUGGGAUUCGGACCUGCAGCGGGAAGAAGUGUCUCAUUAUAGGCUAUUUCCCAAAGCCCUGGGGCAGUUGAUCUCCAAGUAUUCUCUACGAGAGCUGCACUUGUCAUUCACGCAAGGCUUCUGGAGGACUCGAUACUGGGGGCCACCUUUCCUGCAGGCCCCAUCAGGUGCAGAGCUCUGGGUCUGGUUCCAAGACUCCGUCACUGACGUGGAUAAAUCUUGGACGGAGCUCAGUAAUGUCCUCUCGGGGAUCUUCUGCGCCUCUCUGAACUUCAUCGACUCUACCAACACGGUCACUCCCACUGCCUCCUUCAAACCCCUGGGGCUGGCCAAUGGCACUGAUCAUUCUUUCCUGCGCUACGCUGUGUUGCCACGAGAGGUCGUCUGCACGGAGAACCUCACCCCAUGGAAGAAGCUCUUGCCCUGUAGCUCCAAGGCAGGCCUGUCUGUGCUGCUGAAGGCCGAUCGCUUAUUCCACACCAGCUACCACUCCCAGGCAGUGCAUAUCCGUCCUGUGUGCAGAAACGCGCGCUGUACCAGCAUCUCUUGGGAGCUGAGGCAGACCCUUUCCGUGGUAUACGAUGCCUUCGUCACAGCACAGGGGAAGAAAGACUGGUCCCUCUUCCGGAUGUUCUCCCGAACCCUUACAGAGCCCUGUCCCCUGGCUUCAGAGAGCCGAGUCUAUGUGGACAUCACCAGCUACAACCAGGACAAUGAGACGUUGGAGGUGAACCCGCCCCCAACCACCACAUACCAGGACGUCACCCUCGGUACCCGGAAGACCUAUGCCGUCUAUGACUUGCUUGACACGGCCGUGAUCAACAACUCCCGUAACCUCAACCUCCAGCUCAAGUGGAAGAGCCCUCCUGAGAAUGAGGCCCCUCCGGCACCCUUCCUGCACGCCCAGCGAUAUGUGAGUGGCUACGGGCUGCAGAACGGAGAGCUGAGCACGCUGCUGUACAACACCCACCCGUACCGGGCCUUCCCCGUGCUGCUGCUGGACACUGUGCCCUGGUACCUGAGGCUCUACGUGCACACCCUCACCAUCACCUCCAAGGGCAAGGAGAACAAACCGAGUUACGUCCACUACCAGCCUGCGCAGGACCGGCUGCAGCCGCACCUCCUGGAGAUGCUGAUCCAGCUGCCAGCCAACUCGGCCACCAAGGUCUCCAUUCAGUUUGAGCGGGCGCUGCUCAAGUGGACCGAGUACACCCCAGACCCCAACCACGGCUUCUACGUCAGCCCAUCUGUCCUCAGUGCCCUCGUGCCUAGCGUGGUGGCAGCCAAGCCCGUGGACUGGGAGGAGAGCCCCCUCUUCAAGUCCCUGUACCCAGUGUCGGACAGCUCUAGCUAUUUCGUGCGCCUCUACACGGAGCCGCUGCUGGUGAACCUGCCCACGCCGGACUUCAGCAUGCCCUACAAUGUCAUCUGCCUCACGUGCACAGUGGUCGCCGUGUGCUAUGGCUCCUUCUACAAUCUCCUCACCCGAACCUUCCACAUUGAGGAGCCCAGCACGGGCGGCCUGGCCAAGCGGCUGGCCAACCUUAUCCGGCGUGCCCGUGGUGUCCCCCCGCUCUGAGAUUUGCCUCCACAGCGGGGCUGCUAUUUCUCUCUGGGGAGGGCUGGUGGUGACUCCAAGGGCUCUUUCUGCCACUCGCUCUCUUCAGAGUUGGCUUUUAAACCAAAUUGCCCCUGGACAAGGCCAGGGCUUAGAUGCGCUCUCCAGUUCAGGAGCCAUGAGCCAGAUGUGGCAUUUGAAUUUCAAUUCAUUUAAAUUAAAAAUUCAUUUCCUCUGCUGUCCUGGCCAUGUUUCGAGUGCUCAGUAACCAAAAGUGGUUCGUGGCUGCUGUCCUGGACAGUGCAGACAAACGUUUCCAUCACUGCAGAAAGUUCUAGGACAGGGCUGACCUAGAUAUGCUGAGGAGCUUGCAUCACCGCAUGGUAGCUGGAACUUUCUGGUUGUGGCAUAAAAAGUGGCUUCCUUGGUUCUUUGCCUCCUGUUCGUGAGGCCCAGGAAGAGGGGGCUGGGGCCUGUUUCCUGGGCACCUGCAUAAGACUUCCUACACUGCCUCCCAAAACCCCGACAAACAAAGCUCCUCUGUCUCCUGCUAAGAAUUCCCUCUUCUCUCUUGCUUCCCCCUCAUUGGUGAUUCCCAGAACUCCCUGGGUUUGGCCAGGAGUAUUUAUAGAAGUGUAUCCAUGACCAUGACUAUGAACCAUCCUCUACCUUUCAGGAGCCCUGAGAACCAGUCCCCUAUCACCAGGGGUAGAGCUGGAGAGGGGGAAGAGCUCCAUGUGUUGGUUUUCUAACUGUGUGGUGCAUUGGAAUCACCUGAGAUGCUUGUGAAAAUAAUGCAGAUUCCUGGAGUCCAGACCCUGUGAAUUCAGUCCGUCUGAGUGUAGCCCAGCCUUGGAAUUUCUGUCAGGCUCUUCAUGAGCUUUUGUUAAGGGUGGUCCUUAGACCUCUUACACAGGCUUUGAAGCCAGGUCCAUUGGAUCGAGGCCUGCCCCUGUCCACCUCCCUUUCUGCUUAUAUGACCCUGGAUUUCUGUACCAGGUCCUUAGGCAGAUGCCCCUCCCCACCCCCAUCUUCUGUCCCUGCCUCUGGCACACUUGGCAUUAACUGUGUAAGUAUUUGCAGUCUGCUCAUCCCUUCCCCAGCUCUCCCAUCAUAGCAGUGUGGCUUAGAAUGCCCUGUUCCCCCAACCACACACUGUCCUCUAUCUACUGCCUGGUUCACUCUUAAAAAAAAAAACCAAACAAGCCAGAGAGUUACUUCCUCCAGGAAGUCUUCCCUGAUACACCAGGCUGCUGUAGGUGCCCCUUCCCGCUGUUCCCAGAGCUCCCUGGACUUAACCUUUACAGGUUCCUUUCACCCUGGUUGUUCUUCUUCUUUAACUUCCAUUAAACUAUAAGCUCCCUGGAGGCACAGGGGCUGUCUUCCAUCUGGACCUGAUCCAGCUCAGGACAUGAAAGUGCUCCAUCAGUAUGUAUGUAUGACUGGGUGUAGGCUAUUCUGGCCUGGGAUCUGGGGCUCAAGGGUAGGGAUGGGAAGGGCGAGGGGCACCAAGAAACCCUACAAGUAUGCGUGCAGAGUCUUAAGCACAAUAGUACUGGUGAUAUUUGUACAGCCAACAUAGAUGGGGUUGUUAGGUCACCUCUGAGGGUUUUCCAAGAGCUCCCAGAACGUACGAGUGUGGUGUGUAUAGGAAGGAGGUGAUGAGCUCAUCUAGACUGCAGGCAAAAGCAACAUGGUCAAGAUGCCUUCACUUGAGUUUUUCUUCCAAGCAGUGAAUAAACAGGGUGUAGAUGUGAUGAGCAUGUGGGCAGGUAGGUGGAUAUCCAAAGCUCAUGGUCCUGGCGGCCUGCAUGGAGCGGGAUGCCUGCCAAGAAGGGGAGAGAAUGGAGUUGUGGCCCGGCUGUGCUUUAUACCCCCAGCCCAGUCAGCACUCGGAACCAUCUCCGCUGCCACGUCAUACGUAAUCCAUGCACUGACAACACCAUGUCUCUCGUGCUCGUCCCAGAAUUCCAGAUUGAUUCACCCAACUGCCUACCUGCCGGCUGCACUUGGACAUCUAAAGGCACCUUAGAUUUAAUAUCUCCAAAACCAAGCAUCCCCAUACUCUCUCCCACUACCCCCAACACACGCAGCCGUGGUCGGCCCAUCUUCCCGGUCGCCCAGGCCAAAAACCCUGGAGCCAUCCUUGAUGCUUUGCUCACAUGUCAUGCAUGCUCUGUUAAUGACUCUGCUCUACCUUCAAAGUAAAUCCAGAAGCCAGCUCCUUUUUCCACCCCCACUAUUGUGCUAUCUAUGGAUGAGGUCUUCCUGGUCACACCUGUUUAAAUUGCUGCCCCCAGCUACGAGCUCCCUCCUUUGCCCUUGUCUUUUCCUCUGUGACUCUCACCACCAUCAACGUGCAACCUGUCUUACUUAUCUUGUUUAUUAAUUAUUAAGCUCCAUAAGGACGAGGACUUUUGCCUUUUGUGGCUUCAGUGCCUGGAACAGAGCCUGGCAUGUGGUUUGCAUUCCAGUAAUUGUUGAGUGAAAAUGAGUUCAUGAGUGUAUGAAUAUCACACAGUAAUUUGACUGCUAAGCAAGCCAGGUCACCCAAACAUCUGGAUUCUGAGCCUUGAAAUUCUUGCUAUGCCAGCACCAGGACCAUCUAACCUUGUCCGUGCACUCAGGGCCUGGGCAUUUCCGGUUAUGCUCAGUCGGGGGUCCUCAAGUGUAAGCCUGGCGAUGGCCUUCUCCAAGAGGGUUGCCCCAGAGCAGUGGCAUCUGGGGGGAAGGGCCAGAGGUGCUGAAGGCCAGGUUAGUCAGGGCCCCAGGGCACUGUGAGGUCUGCUUUCCCCUCGAAUGGCUCGGGCUGUCUGGUGGAGCUGCCCUGGGCAUAGCACUGGGGGGAGAGAGGGGAACUUCUGUUCUCUGAGGGCUCCCCUGGGAAAAGCAGUGAGUGAGUGAGUGAGUAGAUGAAGGAGAUUUGCAGAAGCAGAAUUGCCCUGAAGAACUAGUCUCCUUCCAGGUCUUCCUUCAACACCAGGCACAGUUCCUCAUGACCAACUAUUACUGUUAUUCACCAUCACUCUGCGUGCCUAUUAGGAUACCUCAGAGACACGGCACGGCCAAUCCUCUCUGAAGAAGGCUGAGAGACAGCUGGCUUGGGGUUCAGGCAGGCUUGGCAAUGGCUGUCCUGGUGCAUUUAGAGGGCUCAGGGAGGAGCAGUGGGGCACCCAGAUCCCGACCUCCCAACCCCCAGUGACCAGGAUCUGGAGAGGUGGCUGGGGGGCCUCAGCUUUCUGGACCCGCAGUGGGACAGGCGUGUUGUUCUCACAUUGAGAAGUGGCGCCCCUGCCCUGAGCUAGGGGUGCUGGGAAUCGGGAGAGGGAGGCAAAGUCAACCAGCCUUGCAUUUUCCGGCUUCCCUGCCUCAGCUCAUGCUCCGACUCUGUCCCGGACCUAGAGCUCUUUCCGUGAAGCCUUUUCUGACCAUUCUCACUUCCACACUGAGGCUGUAUGCUCAUUCACUCAUUCAUUUACUCACCCAACCUCUGAUCUGUCUGUCUGGCACUUCUAUUAUCCAUCUGUCUACUCAUUCAGCAAAUGCGUGUCGGGUAUCUGCCCUGUGCCCAGUACUGCUCUAGGCACUAGUGAAUAAGAAAGCAAAUGCUUGCCUUGUGGUGCUUAACAGUUUAGCCAGGGAGACAAAGUAUAUAGUGUAAGCCCAGGUAGCACUAUGUCCUUGGAGAAAAGGAAAGCAGUGGGAACAUGAAAUGGAUGGUCAAGACCUCUAACAAGGUGAUGAAUGAUCAGGAACCCAAGCAAAAUGAAGGAGAAAAUAACACGAAAUCCAAUGGAAGAACAAGUGCAAACAUCCUGUAGCAAGAGCUUACUUAGUGUGUUUGCAAAACAAGAAAGUCGCAGUAGCUAGAGCUGGGGAUAGGGGGUGACGGGAUGAGUUUGGACAGGUUGGCAGGGGCCAGGAGGAAGAGGGCCCUGGAGGCGAGGUUUUAUUCCACAUGUGAUGGGAAGCUGAGGAGUAAUGGAAUCGGAUUUGCAUUUGUUUAUCUGCUUAUGUACUUUUUUUGGCCUUCUGAUGCACAUUCAGUUGAUAGUUCUUGCUUCAUGAUACUCUCACCAUUGGUCCAUGCGUGGUCCUUUUUGUGUAUUAUUUACAUACAUAUGCAUGUAUUUUGGUGCAGUAAGGACCCCUGAACCUACCGUCCGACAGGAAAACUAGCACAUGAUAGUAGAGAAUUUGAUGUUUAAGAGAACACUCUGGCUGCUGUGUGAACAGACUGUAGGAGGUAAGAAUGGACACUGGGAGGCCAGUGAGGAGGUGAGAGAGUAUCAGGAAGGGCAGACUGGGGUGAUCGCAGCAGAGGGGGAGAAAUGGAUUGAGUUUGGGAUACGUUCUGCUGGAAGAGCCCUGGGACAGACUAUUGGAUUGGGUGUGGGUUGGAUUCUACUAACCCACGCAUUCAAGAAUUAAGUCACAAAUUAUUGAUUCAUUCAAUGCUUGCUGGUAACUCCUUACUAUAUGAUAAGUCGUUUACAAAACAUACAUUCCACAUUGUCCCUGCCCUGCUCACAGCGCAGAGGCAGAGAUAAAUAAACACACUUAAAACAC